CUCUGAAAAAAGCACAUGUGCUUCCAAUGAUGCCUCAAGCACUUAAUGUAAAAGAUGCAACUGGCAGGAGCUCAGGAACUUUGAGGGCAGUUACUGAAAUUCCUGUACAACUCAGAAACAUUUUCAAAGAAUUUCCUUAUUUCAACUACAUACAGUCCAAAGCAUUAGAUGAUCUUCUUUAUACAGAGAAGAACUUUGUGAUUUGUUCCCCGACUGGCUCCGGAAAGACUGUAAUGUUUGAACUAGCCAUGGUCAGGUUACUGAUGGAAGUUCCAAGGCCGUGGUCUAAUAUUAAAAUUGUAUACAUGGCUCCAAUCAAGGCCUUAUGUAAUCAGCGACAUGAAGAUUGGAAAGAAAAGUUUGGACCGAUUGGACUGAACUGCAAAGAGCUCACUGGAGACACAGAGAUGGAUGACUAUUUUGAGAUUCAAGAUGCCCAUAUUAUCAUAACUACUCCUGAAAAAUGGGACACCAUGACCAGAAAAUGGAGAGAUAAUUCAUUAGUGCAGCUUGUGAGGCUUUUCCUUAUUGAUGAGGUACAUGUUGUGAAGGAUGAAUGUCGUGGUGCAACUCUUGAAGUUGUAGUUAGCAGAAUGAAAACAGUUCAGUUAGCUGUCUCACGUGUGUCUAAUCAACCAGACGAUAAAACGUUGAGAUUUGUAGCAGUUUCCGCAACAAUUCCUAAUGUUGAGGAUAUUGCAGAAUGGUUAUCAGAUGGUAGAGGACCGGGAAUUUCCAUGAAGAUAGAUGAAAGUUAUCGACCAGUAAAGCUCCGCAAAGUUGUUCUUGGAUUUCCUUGCUCUAAUACUCAAACUGCAUUCAAGUUUGACUUGUCUCUUAAUUACAAAAUAGCUGGCGUUAUACAGACAUACUCUGAGCAGAAACCUACUCUGGUGUUUUGUGCUACAAGGAAAAGUGUGCAACAAGCUGCAUCCAUACUUGCAAAGGAUGCCAAAUUUGUCAUGACCCUGGAACAUAAGCAAAGAUUGCAAAAAUAUGCAAACUCAAUAAAGGAUACAAAGCUUAGAGAUCUGUUAAUAUAUGGAGUUGGUUAUCAUCAUGCUGGUAUGGAUCUGUCUGAUAGGAAAGCUACUGAAGCUGCUUUCACUGCAGGAGAUGUGCCAGUACUUUUUACUACUAGCACUUUAGCUAUGGGAGUAAACUUGCCAGCCCACUUAGUGGUAAUUAAAUCAACAGUGCAUUAUGCAGGAGGAAUGUUUCAAGAAUACAGUGAAACCGAUAUACUUCAAAUGAUGGGCCGAGCUGGUCGACCUCAGUUUGACACAACGGCCACAGUGGUUAUCAUGACAAAGACCCAAACAAAGGACAAGUACACACAGAUGUUAGAUGGAGCACAUACCAUAGAAAGCAGUUUACACAGGCACCUUGUUGAACAUUUGAAUGCAGAGAUAAUACUGAACACCAUAACUGAUGUCAAUGUUGCUUUGGAGUGGAUACGAUCGACGUUUCUUUACAUAAGAGCUCUUAAAAACCCAAACCACUAUGGUUUUGCUACUGGACUUGACAGAGCUGGAAUUGAGGCAAAGUUGCAAGAAUUAUGCUUGAAGAAUUUGCAUGCAUUGUCUUCUAUUGGUUUGAUAAAAAUGGAUGAAGAGAUCAAUUUCAAGCCUACAGAAACUGGGAGACUAAUGGCUCGUUAUUGCAUUGCUUUCGAAACAAUGAAACUUUUCUACUUGGUCACUGGAAGUGAAACUUUAACUGAACUGGUCACAUUAAUCUGCAACUGUAAAGAAUUUACUGAUAUUCAACUAAGAGUAAAUGAGAAGAAGAUUCUUAACACACUGAACAAAGACAAGAAUAGAAUUACCAUCAGAUUCCCAAUAGAAGGAAAGAUUAAAACAAAUGAAAUGAAAGUGAAUUGCUUAAUUCAAGCCCAGCUAGGAUGUAUUCCAGUUCAAGAAUUUACUUUAACUCAAGACAUAGCCAAAAUAUUUAAGUGUGGCGUGAGAGUCACCAAAUGUCUUUCAGAAUUACUUAUGCAACAAGAAAAGAAGAACUUUUUAGCAUUGUUGAACUCAGUAAUUUUAGCCAAAUGUUUUAGGGCUAAACUUUGGGAGAACUCUACUUACGUCUCCAGACAACUUGAAAAGAUUGGACCUACUCUGUCAAGUGCUAUGGUAAAUGCAGGCCUCACUACAUUCCAGAAGAUAGAAGACAUAAAUGCAAGAGAAUUAGAGCUGAUUGUGAACAGACACCCCCCUUUUGGAAGCCAGAUAAGAGAAUCUGUUAUUCAUCUCCCGAAAUAUGAGCUCAGUUUUGAACAGCUUGCAAGAUACCAUGCUUCAGUGGCAGAAAUCAUUGUGACAAUUACUUUAACAAAUUAUGAGCAACUACAGAAAAAGAGAACAGCACCUGACAAUCACCACACUUCCCUAAUCAUAGGAGAUGCAGACAAUCAAGUUGUUUACAAACAAAAAAUCACUGAUUCAGCUCUGCUGAAAUCAGGAAACUGGACAAAGAAAAUUGAAGUUAAAAGAGCCUCUAAAGGUGAAGAACUAAGUGUUAAUCUUAUCAGUUCUGAAUACGUUGGGUUGGACAUUCAACAGAAGUAUUCAGCCUUUUACUCAGGGCCAAAGAGGUUUGGAACUCACUUUAUUCGUGGAAAAUCUGAUGUCCAGCACACACAAUCAGCAAAACAGAACAGGACAGAAAAUUCAUUAAUGGUUCCCACUAUGAAUGCAAUUCAAGAAUCUACUAGUGAGCUUAACUACACAGAAUCUGGAAAAAGACUCUGUCAUCAUUACUGCAAGAAUAAAGACAAGUGCGGUCAUGAAUGUUGUAAAUUUGGUGUAUCAGUUGGGCGGAGCUGCGCUAUAUCUCAAGCAACAACAACAAAUUUUUCUUCCUAUCUCAGUGAUCUUAAAAGCAGAAGUGAGACUUCAUCAGCUCCAUCAGUUAAACGACUAAAGAUACAGACAAUAAAUGAUUUAGGGCCAGUAAACCUUCAACAGUUUGCUUACACGGCAAAACCUCCAUUGUCAACAUUAUCUAGGUACUAUGAAACAAAGCCAGGUCCAGCAGCUCAAAACCAGAAUCACAUCAGUGUAAGAAGUCACCGACAACAACAGACACCAUAUUAUGGUGAAGCUCAAUCACAACAAAGUUCAACUGUGAUUCCACCACGCCAAAAUACACUAGAGUCUUUUAACUGCAACUCUACUGAAGCAGAUGAAAGUGGCUAUUGGUCACCAGAAGAGAUGAAUGUGAAUUUUGACCUAGGAGAUGAUUUAUGGAAUGACUUUGAUGAUGAGAAGCUGGUAAAUGCCAGCAAUUUUGUUAGUUCGGAGGAAAUCAACACUGAUUAUCAAACAGAUUCAUCCUUUAGCAUAUUUCAAAACUUAACAGGAUACAACCAGUUGCCUGAAAGUCCUUUGAAACAGUUCCAGAACCAAACAACUAAUGACAAACAUAAAAGCGUUGGAUAUCUGCCAACAAGGGAACAACUCAGCUCCUUGAAUUCUAGGUUAUCAUUUAACUCAACAGCUCAAGAAACAUCUAAAACCUUUGGAACUAUUCAUCACACAAGUCUUGUGAAAGGUUCCAAGGAAGGACUGAGUUCUGCAUCUUCUGAACUGAAUGUGAUGAAGUAUUCCAAAACCAGUGGGCCAUUAGAUUGUUUUCGGCCAUACAGUACAAACACUGAAAAAGAAUCCAGAUGUGCUUCAGAGGAAGAGUGUGAUGCUCUGCUUGGCAUUUUUGAUGGCAUAUUUUAG
This is a messenger RNA of Carcharodon carcharias (great white shark), 3734 nucleotides long. RefSeq names its product helicase for meiosis 1 (gene hfm1). Gene Ontology annotation, molecular function: nucleic acid binding; ATP binding. The coding region runs from base 27 to 3734 and encodes 1235 amino acids. The transcript is spliced from 35 exons. Lineage: Eukaryota; Metazoa; Chordata; Chondrichthyes; Lamniformes; Lamnidae. The record is from RefSeq and is a predicted model, not a curated record.